GUUAACACGUUCCUGAUGCAUAAAAAGCAAGCUCAAUUUUUCAAAAUAACCAAGAAAAGAUACCUUAAUUAUUCCAAGAUUACAAGUAGGGCUUAGGAGUUAGUACAUUUAGCUAAUGCUUAAUCCAAAAUGUAUUAAUUUGUAUUCGCUGAACUUUUGUGACGUCACAUUCGUUUCCUAUCGAUAUGUCUUCAGCGUCACCUUCUCCAACUCACUGCUUUAAGUCCUUCUCAAUCGCACUCUCUCUCGCCGUCUGUGUUUCUUGCAAACUUUUUUUUAUACGAAAUUUACCGCAAAUGCCUGGAAAUAAGAAUACAAAAACUGUGAAAGCCGUCAGUACGGCGACAAACACACGCAAAAAGCCCAUCAAGCUUAGUCUGACCGAUUUCCACGCGCUUCUAGAUCAGAAAAAAACUCCGGAAAAUGUCCAAAAGAUGAAUCCAGUAAAUGGCACCGCAGAGUCGCAAAUUUGGCAAAGCGGCCGAACUCGUUGUCGUGGCAGUUUUUGCGACAGGAAUCUCGGUGUUCCGGAGCACCGGAAUCCAGUUACCCAGGUGGAAAGAAGUCUGGUAGAAGCCCGUCAAACUCCGAAGAAGUCGAAGGAUACAGCAAAUGGCUUCAGCGAAGUUCCCAAAGAAGCCAAGAGUAGCUCUACUAAAGCAUCCAAACAUUCCGGAGAGCCAACAAAGAACGGACAUUCGGAGAAGUCCAAAGUAGUACCUAAAAAUCACAAGUUCCCCAAGAAUGGACUCUCAGCAAUUCCGGGAAAUUCGGAAACCAAUGGAUGUCUUAAUAACUCGGCAAUUACUAUACUAAAAAGACCCAAUCAGCUUGAUUCUAAACGUGGCCGUCCCAAAACCCAAGUGCGAUCCUGCCCAAGGAUUCCCACGCCUCCGAGGGAUGUACCGCCAGAGCUGAAGCCUGUGGAUUGCAUGACCUCGGCUGACUUCCGGCAUGACUACGGCGCCCAUCUGGAAAAUAUGCGAAGCCGGCUCAAGUGCCAAGAUCACAUGCGCUUCUUUGCGGAAGCCAUCCAGAAGAAUCAGCAUCUCUUCAAGGGUAGCAGCAUUCUGGUGCUCUGUUGCGGUCCCGGAACCCUGGCCCUUAUGGCCGCCAAGGCUGGCGCGAGAAGGGUUUACGCCGUAGACUAUUCCAAGGUCACUAGCUAUACGAAGUUGGUGGUGCAAGAGAAUCGCAUGGAGAAUAUCAUCGAGGUGAUUCAAGGUCGCAUAGCCGCCAUAAGGCUGCCCCAGAAGGUCGAUGGCAUCCUAUGCAACUGGAUGGGCCACUGUCUCCUAUUUGAGUCAGAGAUCCUAGAGGUCCUGGAGGCACGCGAUCGCUGGCUGAAGGAAGAUGGCUUUAUACUGCCCGAUCUGGGUUCGCUGUAUCUCGUGGGCUCCGAGGAGCGAAUGCUGAAGAACGAUCGCUGCAAUUGGUGGCUAAGUGUCUACGGAUUCAACAUGAACGCCAUGCGUCGGUAUGCCCUGGCCGAGCCCCGCUAUGCCAAGACUACCGGAAAACAGCUCCUGACUCUGGCCCAUCCCAUACUAGGCCUGGACUUGAAUACGGUCAAAAAGGAGGAUCUGUUUAUAGAUCAUCCCAUAAGGCUUCAGGUCAAAAAACAGGGUUAUCUGGAGUGCUUCCUGCUCUACUUCGAUGUGGAGUUUAGUCGCUCCCACACCCCCGUCAAGAUGAGUUGCAAUCCCUGUAUGAGAAUUCCCUACAAAUCCCUCUGGCAGCAAACCGUACUCUUUGUGGAAAAAGCAUUUGUGAUGCGCCCCAAUCGCCACUAUAUGGGAAAGCUGAAGUUCAAGCCCCUGCGGCCGGGCAGUCUCAAGGAAAUGGAAAUUCUGAUAGAGUUUUACGGGUGUGAGAACUUCGACGACGACUGGUACGGUGGCUAUUGCGAUCGUUUGGUGACCAAGCGGUGGCUCAUGCUAGAGCACUUUCAGACUGUCGAUGAGGUGGCCAGUUGCCAGGAUGAACUAGUGGAAAUUUAG
Drosophila kikkawai is the source of this 2000-nucleotide messenger RNA. RefSeq names its product protein arginine N-methyltransferase 1. The record is from RefSeq and is a predicted model, not a curated record. Gene Ontology annotation, cellular component: nucleus. Lineage: Eukaryota; Metazoa; Arthropoda; Insecta; Diptera; Drosophilidae. Gene Ontology annotation, biological process: peptidyl-arginine methylation. Gene Ontology annotation, molecular function: protein-arginine N-methyltransferase activity.